Trichomonas vaginalis G3 is the source of this 1674-nucleotide messenger RNA. RefSeq names its product protein ubiquitination. Gene Ontology annotation, molecular function: protein binding. The coding region runs from base 1 to 1674 and encodes 557 amino acids. Lineage: Eukaryota; Parabasalia; Trichomonadida; Trichomonadidae. The record is from RefSeq and is a predicted model, not a curated record. The transcript has a single exon.
AUGCUCCUCUCAGAAGAGGACGCUUUCAAGGUUUUGUCUACAGAUGAUUUCGAGGUGUUUUUGAAAAAGAUGCCUCUCAACAUCUGCAACUCUUAUCAAUUUCAUCUAAAUAGCAAAAAUGUUCCAAAAAUUUUGCGAGAUUCACCUUAUGCUCUUCACAUAACUGCUUAUUACGGAUCUAUGCAGUGUUUAAACUACAUGCUCGCACACGGAAUUGAUCUAACAAAGCAAGAUGCGCUUUAUCGUGAUGUUUCACACUUUGCUGUUACAGGCUCGCACUUAUUUGCUAUAAAAGUUUUAGCAGAUAAGGGAGUAGACUUUUCUAAGUCAAUUAUUUUAGCUGCAGGAAUAGGAGAUUUAGAUGUAUUUAAAUUUCUACUUAAUGGUCUUAAAGUGGAUCCAACUGUAAGAGAUUCUUUUGGCAGUACAAUUCUGCAUGGCAGUGCAAUCGGUGGAAGCCAAAUUUUAAUUGAUUAUAUAAUAAAAUUAAACAAAAUCAACAUAAAUACGCAAGAUAAUCAAGGAAAUACGCCACUACAUAUCGCUGUUAACCAUGGCAAUAUCUAUAUGAUACAAUCUUUACUAAAAAUCGAAGGAAUUAAGCUUUCAAUUAAAAAUUCUUUUGGACAAAUGCCAUUACACAUUGCCGCAUCGAAAAAUAAUGUCGAAAUCAUUUCUUUACUUGUCUCGAAGAUGUAUUCUGACUCAGAAUUGCAGAGAGCUCCAUCUUGGGACUUCAUGACAUUAGAUUUAUACAGAAUUGAUAGUAUCGAAGAAAUUGGAACUCCUAAAGAUGAUUCUGAAGAAGAACUACAAAUGAAAAAGCUGGAAUCUCCAGAAGCUUUGAUAAAUGCGAAAGAUAAUAACGGAGAUACUCCUCUUUUGAUCGCAAUCAAGAAUGGUUAUAUAGAUAUUGUUAGUUACUUACUUAGAAUGCAAUGCACUGAUACAAAAGUCCAAAAUAACGAAGGAAUGAAUGCUUUGCACAUUUCUGUUUCAAAUUCAUUCAAAGAUAUUGUGAAUCUCAUACUUGAACAGGAUAUUUAUCCUUCUGUUAACCAGAAAGAUAAAAAAGGUAAAACUCCGUUGAUUUACGCUUGUGAUAUUGAUGAUAAGGGAGAAAUUGCAGGUUUACUACUAAAUAUAGCUAAUCUUGAUCCUAAACUAGCUGAUAAUGAAGGAAAAACUGCUCUGCAUCACGCCGCUCAAAGUGGAAACGUAUUUAUUUUCGAAAGUCUUCUAAGAAUAUUAUCAGAGAAUGAUAGAAAGACAGUUUUAUCAAAACUAGAUAGAGAAGGUAAAACACCAAUCCAUAGAUUGCUUCUUUGCCAAGAUAUCGAAAAAAUUAGAGAAUUUGUUGAAAGAACGACAGCUUCUUUUGAUGUAAAGGAUAGCUAUGGAAGAUAUCUUCCAAAUAUAUGUUUAAUUGAAAAGAAACCCGAAAUUCUAGAAAUUUUGGCAAAAAGUGGCAAAGUUGAUGUAAAUUUGCCAGACCAAAGAGGUUGGUGUCCUCUACAUCACGCUGUUAAAGAAAAUGAUGUAGAAUGUGUUAAAGCGUUGUUAUGUGCACCAAAUAUCAACGUUAAUGCUAAAACAGGAAGAGGAAUGACUCCUCUCUGUUUGGCUAACUCUGAUGAGAUUAGAAAUCUCUUGAAAGAAAGAAAUGCUGAAUAA